UGCUGACGGAAUGUACGAGGUCUCCUUCUACUCCAACGCGGUGGUCUCCCAUGACGGCAGUAUCUUCUGGCUGCCUCCAGCCAUCUACAAGUCAGCCUGUAAGAUCGAGGUCAAACACUUCCCCUUCGACCAGCAGAACUGCACCAUGAGGUUCCGCUCCUGGACCUARGACCGCACAGAGAUCGACCUGAUCCUGAGGUCCGACGUGGCCAGCAUGGACGACUUCACACCCAGCGGAGAGUGGGACAUCAUCGCCCUGCCGGGGCGCCGCAACGAGAACCCUGCCGACCCCACCUACGUAGACAUCACCUAUGACUUCAUCAUCCGCAGGAAACCUCUGUUCUACACCAUCAACCUCAUCAUCCCCUGUGUCCUCAUCACCUCUCUGGCUAUCUUAGUGUUCUAUCUGCCCUCUGACUGUGGAGAGAAGAUGACCCUGUGUAUCUCUGUCCUGCUGGCCCUCACUGUGUUCCUCCUGCUGAUCUCUAAGAURGUCCCCCCCACCUCCCUGGACGUUCCUCUGGUCGGGAAGUACCUGAUGUUCACCAUGGUCCUGGUGACCUUCUCUAUUGUCACCAGUGUGUGUGUUCUCAACGUGCACCACCGCUCACCCACCACACACACCAUGCCUCCCUGGGUCAAGCUGGUUUUCCUCAACAAAUUGCCUGCGCUGCUCUUCAUGCGCCAGCCCCGGAACAGCUGCGAGCGUCAGAAGCUGCGCCAGCGACGGAGGGGCCAGGAGCAGAGGGAGGGGGGCAGGGAUGGGGGCUCCGCCGGGGGGCUGAUGGUGGGCCUGGGGCUGGGGGGCGGAGGGGGUGGCACGGAUAACAACGACCCCUGUACGUGUUACGUGAACCGGGCGUCGGUGAAACAGUUUGUAGGGGAGCUGGGAGGGGGCGCGGGGGAGGAGGGGGAGGAGGUCGAUGGAGGGGCUGAACGGGCUGAGGGAAAGCAGGGAGGGGGGGCAGGGGAACCGGCCCAGGGGAAACAGUAG
This is a messenger RNA of Salvelinus sp. IW2-2015, 994 nucleotides long. NCBI's taxonomy places the organism in Eukaryota, Metazoa, Chordata, Actinopteri, Salmoniformes, Salmonidae. The record is from RefSeq and is a predicted model, not a curated record.